UGGUAUUGAUAAGAAGGAGAGAACUUUUUGCUGUGAAAUAAAGUAGUGGAUUGGUUUGUUUGUGGAAAUUGCACUUCUCGUAUUUAAUAGCCAAAAUGUCCGAUAAUGAAGAUGAUUUUAUGUGUGAGGAUGAUGAAGAUUACGGACUGGAAUAUUCAGAAGACAGCAACUCGGAGCCUGAUGUGGAUCUCGAAAAUCAAUACUAUAAUAGUAAAGCUUUGAAGGAAGACAAUCCAAACGCUGCAUUAGCUUCAUUUCAAAAAGUACUUGACCUUGAGGGUGGGGAAAAGGGAGAAUGGGGUUUCAAGGCGCUCAAGCAGAUGAUAAAAAUAAAUUUUAAGUUGAAUAACUAUAACGAAAUGAUGGAGCGAUACAAGCUAUUAUUAACUUAUAUUAAAAGUGCUGUCACGCGCAAUCACUCGGAAAAAUCCAUCAAUUCCAUCUUGGAUUAUAUUUCCACAUCUAAGAAUAUGGAAAUUUUACAAAAGUUUUAUGAAACCACAUUGGAUGCAUUGAAAGAUGCCAAAAAUGAUCGUCUAUGGUUCAAAACCAAUACCAAACUAGGCAAACUUUAUUUUGAUCUGGGAGAUUUUAUAAAAUUACAAAAAAUUCUUAAGCAACUGCACCUAUCCUGCCAAACAGAUGAUGGUGAGGAUGACUUGAAAAAGGGUACACAGCUGCUGGAAAUAUAUGCAUUAGAAAUUCAAAUGUAUACUGUGCAGAAGAAUAACAAAAAGUUAAAAGCGCUAUAUGAGCAAUCCUUACAUAUUAAAUCGGCAAUACCGCACCCGCUUAUUAUGGGUGUAAUACGCGAGUGCGGUGGAAAAAUGCAUUUGAGAGAAGGAGAAUUCGAAAAGGCGCAUACGGACUUCUUCGAGGCAUUCAAGAAUUAUGAUGAGUCUGGCUCUCCACGACGAACAACAUGUUUGAAAUAUUUGGUUUUGGCUAAUAUGUUAAUGAAAUCCGGUAUAAAUCCUUUUGAUUCCCAAGAGGCAAAGCCCUAUAAACAAGAUCCUGAAAUUGUGGCCAUGACGAAAUUGGUUAUUUCGUAUCAAAAUAACGACAUUACCGAAUUUGAGUCCAUAUUAAAAACGAAUCAUAAAAACAUUAUGGAUGAUCCCUUUAUCCGGGAACAUAUUGAAGAUCUGCUGCGGAAUAUCCGCACACAGGUGCUAAUAAAAUUGAUACGGCCAUAUAAAAACAUCGGAAUACCCUUUAUAGCGACAAAGUUGAAAAUUGAAGCGGUUGAAGUGGAAAGUCUGCUGGUAUCUUGUAUAUUAGACAACACGAUUCAAGGGCGCAUCGACCAAAUGAAUCAAGUUUUACAGCUCGACAAAGAAAAUAACAACGCAGCACGGUACAAUGCCGUAGAUGGGUGGGCGAAUCAAAUUUCGUCGCUACACCAGGCCGUGGUCAAUAAAAUGACAUAAAAUUUAUUGUAUUAGAUUUGUAUUGUGUUAUGCUGGUUCAAAACAGGCUUACUAUAAUAAAGGCUUUCAUAUGCGUCAGUUGCUUCGAUUUAAAAUUA
This is a messenger RNA of Rhagoletis pomonella (apple maggot), 1528 nucleotides long. It is a transcript of the gene alien, whose product is annotated as COP9 signalosome complex subunit 2. Gene Ontology annotation, biological process: protein deneddylation. Bases 96 to 1430 code for a protein of 444 amino acids. The record is from RefSeq and is a predicted model, not a curated record. Gene Ontology annotation, molecular function: protein binding. Gene Ontology annotation, cellular component: COP9 signalosome. The transcript has 6 exons. NCBI's taxonomy places the organism in Eukaryota, Metazoa, Arthropoda, Insecta, Diptera, Tephritidae.